AUGAGAAACCAUACAGGAAUAAACCAAUUUGUCCUCCUGGGAUUGUCAGAUGACCCAAAGCUCCAGGUUGUAAUCUUUGUCUUUCUCUUCAUCACCUACCUGCUCAGCAUCACUGGGAACCUGACCAUCAUCAUACUCACUCUGCUGGAUCCCCACUUGCAGACACCCAUGUAUUUCUUCCUCAGGAAUUUCUCCUUAGUAGAAGCCUCAUUUACAACUGUCACUAUACCCCGAUUCCUAGGGACCAUUUUGUCAGGAGAUAAAACUAUAUCCUUUAAUGACUGCAUAGCUCAGUUAUUUUUUUUCAUUCUCUUGGGAGUCACUGAAUUCUACCUGCUGGCUGCCAUGUCCUAUGAUCGCUAUAUUGCCAUCUGCAAACCGCUGCAUUAUCUGACCAUCAUGAAUCAAAAAGUCUGUACCAUUCUGGUCUUUGUCUCUGGACUGGUUUCAUUCUUAAUCAUCUUUCCUGCACUCAUGUUGAUCUUACAGCUCGACUACUGCAAGUCAAAUAUCAUUGACCAUUUUACCUGUGAUUAUUUUCCCCUACUGCAACUUUCUUGUUCAGACACAAAAUUCCUAGAGGGAAUGGGAUUUUCUUGUGCCAUAUUUACUCUCAUGUUCACCUUGGCACUAAUAGCUCUAUCUUACAUAUGUAUCAUCAGAACCAUUUUAAAGAUUCCUUCUGCUAGUCAGAGGACAAAGGCCUUUUCUACCUGUUCUUCCCACAUGGUGGUCAUCUCUAUUUCUUAUGGAAGUUGUAUUUUCAUGUACAUUAAACCCUCAGCAGCAGAAAGAGUGUCUUUGAGCAAGGGAGUGGCUGUGCUAAAUACCUCAGUAGCCCCAAUGCUGAACCCCUUCAUUUACAGCCUAAGGAAUCAGCAGGUCAAACAAGCCUUCAUGAAUCUGGCCAGGAAGACCCUGUUUUUCACGAGUACAUGA
Perognathus longimembris pacificus (Pacific pocket mouse) is the source of this 939-nucleotide messenger RNA. Its product is annotated as olfactory receptor 6C1. Gene Ontology annotation, molecular function: G protein-coupled receptor activity; olfactory receptor activity. Lineage: Eukaryota; Metazoa; Chordata; Mammalia; Rodentia; Heteromyidae. Gene Ontology annotation, biological process: G protein-coupled receptor signaling pathway. The record is from RefSeq and is a predicted model, not a curated record. The transcript has a single exon. The coding region runs from base 1 to 939 and encodes 312 amino acids. Gene Ontology annotation, cellular component: membrane.